Molecule: messenger RNA, 912 nt
Organism: Gordionus sp. m RMFG-2023
Lineage: Eukaryota; Metazoa; Nematomorpha; Gordioida; Chordodea; Parachordodidae
Exons: 5
Coding region: 87-815 (242 amino acids)
Molecular function (GO): protein binding
Source: RefSeq, a predicted model, not a curated record
UAUCAAUCAACAACAACGUCCAUCAUUACCAUACUUUCGUAUAAAAUGCUAUAGCGUGAAAUCUUUUUUUUACCAAUAUUUUCGAAAUGUGGAGAUUUGCAAGCACCUUAUCCAGAGGUAUAAAUCAAAGAAUCCAAGAUUUUACCUUUAGGACAUCAAGUGAAUUUAGAGUGGACGAUGAUGACAAAAUCGAUGAGGAAUUUAAUUUAAAAAAAACUACCGCUAUUGAAAUCUCUCAAUCUUUAAAACAACCAUUUAUAAAUUCAAGAUAUCAUUAUGAUAAGCACAAUAUAAAAGCAGGGAUAAUUCCAAAUAUUAAAAAUAAUUCGUUGCCUUAUAACCCUAUUAUAAAGACAGAAACUUCUUAUAAUAAAAUUUUGUCUAACAAAUUAGUAAAUAAUAAAAUUGAGAAUAGUUCAGAAGAUUUUAAAUUUGAAAGCUUUUCCUCAUCUUUAAUUGAUACAAUACAAGAAGCUGAGUCAAAAUUAAAUCAUAUGAUAGGAUUAUCAUUCUUAAAAGAUGAAAACUAUAUACAAGCUUUACCAUGGAUUAAAUCAUCUAGUGAAUUAGGCAAUGAAAAAGCUCAAUUUAAUUUAGCACUUUGUUAUGAACAAGGUCUUGGGGUUGAAAAAAAUUUAAACAAGGCAAAAGAAUAUUAUUUGAUGUCAGCUGAAGCUGGACACUCAUUAGCUCAAUAUAAUUUAGGUAUAUUUUAUGCAAAUGGAUUUGGUGGUGAAAAAUCAAUACAUAAAAGCAAAUACUAUUUAAAACUAGCAUCUUUACACAAACACAUAGAGAGCGAUAAUAAGAUAUAAGAUUAAUUUAUAAAAACAAGUACUAUUUAAAAAUAUCAUCUUUACAUAACAAUUUUUAACAAUCAUUUAAAAAAAAUUUACAUAGAUUUUUUUUAAU